Molecule: messenger RNA, 873 nt
Organism: Lodderomyces oxycetoniae
Lineage: Eukaryota; Fungi; Ascomycota; Pichiomycetes; Serinales; Debaryomycetaceae
Gene: PRE5
Product: proteasome core particle subunit alpha 6
Exons: 1
Coding region: 1-873 (290 amino acids)
Biological process (GO): proteasomal protein catabolic process; ubiquitin-dependent protein catabolic process
Cellular component (GO): nucleus; proteasome core complex, alpha-subunit complex; proteasome core complex
Source: RefSeq, a predicted model, not a curated record
AUGUUCAGAAAUAACUAUGAUAACGACUCUGUCACAUACUCGCCAACCGGACGGUUAUUUCAAGUUGAGUACGCGUUAGAGGCUAUCAAACAAGGUAGUGCUGCUGUGGGAUUAGUAUCAAAGGAUAACGUUGUUUUGGUGGCAUUGAAAAGAAAUGCCGAGGAAUUGGGGUCAUAUCAAAAGAAAAUAAUCAAAAUCGAUGAUCAUAUGGGGGUUGCAUUAGCAGGGUUGGCUCCCGAUGCUAGAGUGUUGUCCAAUUUUUUGCGAAAACAAGCCAUGCAGUGUAAAAUGAUUUUCAAUCGUCCAAUACAAACUUACAAAGCAGCAUUGACAAUUGCUGAUAAGGCUCAAGAAAAUACUCAGAGUUACGGAUCUAGACCGUAUGGUGUGGGUUUGUUGAUUGCUGGUUACGACGAAACGGGGGCACAUCUCUUGGAAUUUCAACCUUCGGGGUCUGUGCUUGAAUACUACGGCGCCGCUAUUGGAGCAAGAUCACAAGCUGCACGAACUUACUUGGAAAGAAAUUUGGAAGAGAUCAAGGCGAGUGAUACAGUGGAGAAGUUGAUUGUACAUGGGUUGUAUGCAUUAAGAGACACAUUGAGUCAGGAUGUUGAGCUUACUUUGAAAAAUACCAGUGUUUGUGUUGUUGGCAAAGACCAACCAUUUGUCUUGUAUGAUGACGAAAAUGUCCAGCAGUGGUUGGACAAACUAGAUUCUGUUACCAAUGAGAGAAAUAGAACGGAUGGCGGUGAUGAUGACAACGACAAUGAUAAUGAUGAAGACGGAAACAGCACAGCCACCCCGGGAGACGCUAGUGAGAGUAAAGAGGAAAAGAAACCAGCUACCGAAGAUAAGAUGGAAACCGAUGAAUAA